AAUUAGUUCUAGUGAGUCUGUGAAAGUGUGAGCGACUGCGACUAUCGGACGACGAUUUCUGUGCACGCGCGAUCAAUUGGCGAACCGCAGGCGGAUCAACUGGUCACUCAUUUCCGAGAACUGCCGCAAGAAAUAAGAAGCACUCCCACACACAAGCAGCAGUAAAAAGAAGAAAAGCUGACAAAUAAAAAUACAUAGCUGGCAGAUCAAAAGAAAACGGUCCGCAGAACCGAAUAAGUAGUUUGGAAUUAUCCAUCCAGCAAUCCAUAUCCAUCCAUCGGUCGGGGCUCUACCAGCCACACAUCCAAGCAAACCACGUGCAAUAUGUCGCAUCAGUGCAGCUGCGGUCGCGAUCUCAACAACAACUACGUCUCCUACACGAGCGCCUACGCCAAUGCGAACACGGGUCUGGACCGCGAGACGGCGGCCAGCGGCGGCGGCAAGUCCAGCGCCUCGCACCACACACAGCUGACGGCCAAGGUGAUGUUCGGCACCGUGGGCGCCAUCAAGGAGUUACGCGACAAGGAGCAGCAGCAGACACGGCACGCGGCAACGACGCGCGCCGGCGAGAGACGCAACUGAAAGUGAAUUUGGGAUGGGAUCAAAUGGGAUGGAAUGGGAUCGGAUCGGGUCGGUUUGGAUGGUAGGAGUAUAAUGGAUGCUGGACGCAGG
Molecule: messenger RNA, 672 nt
Organism: Drosophila obscura
Lineage: Eukaryota; Metazoa; Arthropoda; Insecta; Diptera; Drosophilidae
Exons: 1
Coding region: 325-582 (85 amino acids)
Source: RefSeq, a predicted model, not a curated record